Molecule: messenger RNA, 294 nt
Organism: Gongylonema pulchrum
Lineage: Eukaryota; Metazoa; Nematoda; Chromadorea; Rhabditida; Gongylonematidae
Source: the annotation of a GenBank genome assembly
AUGUACAAAGCGAAUACCACUUCAAGGCGUUGUCUUGGCCUAGCGGUCGGCAAAUGCAACUGUGGUGCUUGCCUAACAUUUGUUCAUUGUGUUUCUGAUCAGCAAUGCGGAGGUCUAGCAGGAGCAUGCACCGAAAAAGGAUACUGCGAUUGUGCCAGAGGUUUCAAACAAGCUGGAUAUGACAACGCUUUCGACGCCUUUGUAAAACUUUGUAACGUCAAAGAAUGCAUUCCAGACACACCCUCCUGUCACGGUCUUCCUUGUAAUGCCGGACUUUGUGCGUGUCCCAUAUGA